CCGUCAAGUGACGCUGUGUCUGGAGCAGCUGAGCUCUCCGGAGCUGGGUGGGGAUGUCUGCAGUGCCUGAAUCACGCCUUUAUCACUGCUACACCCACGGGCACUUCUCUUCCAGGUGAGGCAGAUGCUUGUUAAAAGCCAAACAGGAAGGUAACAGCACUUGGAGACGGGUGUGACUGCAGGGAUCAGCUGCUGGGGACAGCCCUCGCCACCAGGCAGGUGUGUCCUUGGCAUGAUGGAGUCUUGCUGCCAGCUUUGGCUGUGGGCAUUAUUUGUCCUCCUGGCCUGUCCACAGCCAGGGGUAGCACAGCCAGCCUGCUCCCAUGGGGCCUGCUAUCCCCCCAGGGGGGACCUCCUGCUGGGACGGGGCCAGCACCUGAUGGCCUCCUCCACCUGUGGCCUCACCAAGCCUGAGACGUACUGCACACCGCACGGAGAGUGGAACAUGAGAUGCUGUAAGUGUGACUCCCGGCUGCCUCACGCUCGCAAUGGGCACCGUGUGGCCAACAUGCUGUCCUCUGCCGGCCGUGCACGCUGGUGGCAAUCCCAGAGUGGCAUGGAGCACGUCUAUUUGCAGCUGGAUCUGGAUGAGAAGUUCCAGCUCAGCAGCAUCGUGCUGGAUUUCAGGUCACCACUGCCCGCUGCGAUGCUGAUUGAGCGCUCCACGGACUUUGGCAAGACAUGGGAGGUGUACCAGUACCUGGCCUCUGACUGUGCUGCUGCCUUUCCCCACAUUCCCCGCGGUGCCCCCGAGAGCUGGGGGGAUGCUCGGUGCCAGCCACUGCAGGCCCAGCAUGGGUACCCCAUGCAUGGGGGCAAGGUGAAAUUCAGUGUCCAAGACCUGGCAUCUACCAUUACUACCUCUUACAGCCAGUCUGUUAAUAAGCUGGGGCAGUUCACCAACCUGAGGAUCAACUUCACCCAGCUCCCACACGUCAUGCACCACAGUUACCGCUCGCCCAGCAGCUUCUAUGCGGUGACAGAAAUGCAGGUGCUGGGAAGCUGCUUCUGCAAUGGCCACGCUGACCGCUGUAUCCCUUCGAGGGACCUGCAUGCCAUGGUGCACGGACGCUGCGAAUGUCAGCACAACACUGCUGGCCCCAACUGUGGCCACUGUGCUGCCCUCUACAAUGACCGCCCCUGGGCCCCCGCGGAGGACAACGACCCCCAUGAGUGCCAGCGGUGUAACUGCAACGGCCACUCGGCCUCGUGCCACUUCGACCUGGAGGUUUUCCACGCCAGCGGUGGGGUGAGCGGGGGUGUCUGCGAUGACUGCCAGCACAACACGGAGGGAAACAACUGUGAGCGCUGCAAAACCAACUAUUUCCGCAACCAGCGGCAGGAUCUCACCCAUCCUGAAGCCUGCCAACCCUGCGAGUGUGACCCGGAUGGCACAGUGCCGGGCUCCGUCUGCGACCCGCUCUCGGGGCACUGUGUCUGCAAGGAGAAUGUGCAGGGCGAGCGAUGCCACCUCUGCAAGCCAGGCUUCGCCCAGCUGGCCUAUGCCAACCCCCUGGGUUGCCGCAGAUGCGCCUGCAACGUACUGGGAACACGGCAGAAUGUGCCCUGCGAUGAUGAGACGGGGAGCUGCUCCUGCCUGCCCAAUGUGGUGGGCACCGACUGUGACCAGUGUGCAGCUGGGCACUGGGACAUGGCGAGUGGCCGGGGCUGCCGGCCCUGUGAGUGCAACCCCAGUGGUUCCCACAGCACCCACUGCAACCAGUUCACAGGACAGUGCCAGUGCAGAGAAGGCUUCACGGGGCGGACGUGCUCUGCUGCGCAGCAGGAGCAGGCCUGCCCAGAUAGGCACUUUGGAGACGUCAGGGUAGGAUGCACAGAGUGCAACUGUGACUUCCAGGGCACCGAGGAUGUGGGGUGUGACAAAUCCACAGGCCGCUGCCUCUGCCGCCCAGGUGUCACCGGCCCCCGCUGUGACCAAUGCCAACGGGACCACUGCAGCACCUACCCCAGCUGUGAGCCGUGCCACCCCUGCUUCCACACCUAUGAUGGUGACAUCCAGCGCCUGCGGUUGCGCCUGCAGCAGGCCAGCCUGAGUAACUCCAGCGUGGGGCUGCCUGGGGGCUCCCAGCUGGGCCUCCGGCUCUCACGGGCACAGAGCAGCCUGCAGCAGGCGCAGGGCAUCCUUGGUCACUCAUCUGCCACUGAGCAGGGCCUGGCCCAGCUGGGCAAUGCACUCACUGCCAUCAGGGAGCAAAUGCAAGGCAUUAAUCCCAACUUUCAGUUUCUGGAUGUGACUGCCUCUCUAUCAAACGAGUUUGAAGCUCUCAACAGCAGCCUGCUUACCAUCAGUGCCCAGUAUCAGAGCAAGAAGACCCAGUUUGAAACCAGCCGCAGCACAGAUCUGUCAGGAGCCUUUGGGACCAUCCGAUCUGCUCACCAGACAUCCACCAACGCCAGCAGCCUUGCUGCUGCUGCUGCCACUCUGCUGGCCACGUCCAGGGAGAGCCGCAGAGACGCAGCAGGGCUGGAGGCAGCGGCUGCCACGCACAGCAGCAAGCUGCUGGCCCUCAGGGCCCAGAUGGCCUCAUCUCCCAAUCUGACUCCUACUGUGAAUAAGAUCUGUGGUGGUUUCCGAGCGGAGACAUGCACCCCAGCACAGUGUGAAGGCUCGCUUUGUCCACAAGAUGGUGGCAUGGCCUGCGGGGAUGGCCUCAGCUGCCGUGGUGCCAGGCCAUUAGCUGGUGGAGCCCUGCGUGUGGCUGGGAAAGCUGCGGGAGAGCUGGACAGCCUGAAUGCACGGCUAAGGGAGACGGCACAGCUGAUUAAAACGACGGAGGCAUCUGCUAAUCAGAUUCAAAGCAAUGCCUUGCGGCUCAUGGAACAGAUGAGCAUAACAAGAACCCAGAUAGAAGGAGAUGUCCGACAUGCCCAGCAGUUCAUCCAGCAAGUUCGGAACUUCUUGUCAGACAAAGACACGGACCCUGCAACAAUCCAGGAAAUCAGCGAGUUUGUUCUCUCUCUACGUCUCCCCACGGAUGCUGCCGCAGUUCUGAGAAAAAUGAACGAGAUUCAAAAUUUGGCUACCAAGCUGCAGUGCCCAGAGAACAUACUUGCCCAGACAGCUGAGGACAUUGCAAAGGCCAAGCAGCUGCAGCAGGAGGCAGAACAGGCCAGGAACCGGGCGAAUGCUGUGGAAGGCAAUGUGGAAGAGGUUGUUGGGAAUCUGAGACAGGCAAACACAGUGCUGCUGGAGGCCCAGGGGGCUAUCAGGGGCUCAGGUUCUUCCCUUCGGUUCAUACAGGAGCGCGUUGAGGAAAUCGAGGCAGUGCUUGGUCCAGCUGAGAAGAACGUGGGCUCGGUGGCAGCCCAGCUGGCUGUGCUGGCGGAGGGGCUCCCUGGGUUGCAGCAGACAGCAGGGCAGAACCAGCUGCGGGCCGGUGAUGCGCAGCAGAUAGCGGCAGCAGCAAGCGAGGAGGCCAGCGGGGCUCAGCAGGCUUUCCAACAAGUUAAAGAUAUGUAUGCGGAGCUGAAGAGCAGACAGGGGCAGAGCCCUGCACUGGGAGCACAGGGCAGCCGUGUGCAGAGCAUAGAUCUGGAGGCAAAAGCUCUCUUUGAGGAAACGUGGAACAUGAUGCUCCGUAUGGAAACUUUGGAGACAGAAAUUCAGGAAAGCAACAGAGCUCUGGUGGCCAAGUCAGCCAGGUUGUCAGGCCUUCAGGAGCAGGUGGGCAGGAUCCGGGACGCCAUCCAUAAGCGAGUCACCUACUAUGAGAGCUGCUCCUGAGUGAGGCUGCGCCUUCCUGCUGCAGACACCGACUGCUGUGUUGAUUCCCAUUUUUCUGGCAGGAUUUCUCAUUUUCCUAACGUCUGUAUAUUUAGCAAAUGGGAUUUCUGUCCUUUUGGAAACGAGCUGCACCGAGCCAAAGGGGUGAACCCCUGGGUGGGUUCAUGCUGGUUGGACCACUUGAAGCUACCUGGGCAUGGAGGAGAAGGACAGACACAGAACUUCAGCUGCAAAUAUGCACAUCCCCCACAUUGUUAUUUCCAGAGAGGUAAAAAAAAGAAAAAAAAGAAGGAAAAAAAAAAAGAGUUCAUGUUUUAACCAAUUCACGCUCUUGUAGCUGGAUUUGCUAUUCAGACAAAACCCAUUACGUGGGACAGUGCAGUUAAUGCUUAGAACUUGCCAUGGCUGCAGUCCUUCCCUCCUAGAUUUUUCAUCAAAGAACCAGAUCACAGAAAUGGAGAAUUUUAUCUCCUUUGUAUCUACAUAGCAAACCUCUAUUUCUGCAACUAGGAGAAAUGCAAUCUCAUACUCAAAAUGUGUGAUGUUGAAUGUCUUUUUUGACUUUCUGCCACAAUCUUCUUAUUUACUGUGUAACACUUUGCCAGAAAAAUAUCAGAGGGAGCAGUUCUGCAGCUGCUCAGGGGAUGCUUCAGAAGGGACUUAAUGGACCAUUUCCACAUCACAUUUCUACGAAUAACCAACAGGCACUUUACAAAACAAAAGUCAGCUUUAUUAAGCAAGUAUUUAUUGUGCAAUUACAGACUUGGAAGCAGGGAAUUUAGACCUCGCUGUGGUUAUUAACAGACAUACGGAGGUUGCUAGCAGGUUGUCUCCUUUUGUAGCUGAAGUGAGAACCACGCAGCCUGGGCAGCUGCUUGACACCGAGCUGCAGAGAGCUGAAGCCUGGGAGAAACCAAAAUCCAAGGAAUGGGAAGGAUGCAGGUUGUAAAAAUAACUGAGCUGCCACUGAAUAAAACUCUGCAUGGCUUUGGUUUAUAGGAUUUAUGCUGUGCAGUGCACUUGUUAUGCAUCGGCCAACUUAACAGUAUACAGAAAACAAAAGCUUACAGCGUAGAGCAAUGUUGUAUGGAUAAUAUACACUGAAUAUGCUAGCAGCAGCCUCAGACUUUCCCUUGCUAAAGUGCCUUCUCCCAGCAUUAACGAUCCAGAAGCACGCCGAGGUCACUGC
Meleagris gallopavo (turkey) is the source of this 4934-nucleotide messenger RNA. It is a transcript of the gene LAMB3, whose product is annotated as laminin subunit beta 3. The record is from RefSeq and is a predicted model, not a curated record. Gene Ontology annotation, biological process: animal organ morphogenesis; tissue development. NCBI's taxonomy places the organism in Eukaryota, Metazoa, Chordata, Aves, Galliformes, Phasianidae.